Messenger RNA from Colletotrichum higginsianum IMI 349063, 936 nucleotides. Its product is annotated as Esterase. Gene Ontology annotation, molecular function: hydrolase activity. Lineage: Eukaryota; Fungi; Ascomycota; Sordariomycetes; Glomerellales; Glomerellaceae. The transcript is spliced from 2 exons. The record is from RefSeq and is a predicted model, not a curated record. The coding region runs from base 1 to 936 and encodes 311 amino acids.
AUGGCGAGUUUGACUGUUCAGGAGAGGAAUGGGAGAUCCAUGAGGAUGCGACUAUUGCAAAUCGCCGUCAAGCCUUUCCGACCCCUGCUCGUCUCGCCCAGAAAGCCGCCUCCGAAGGCCGAUCGGUUGACUAUGCCGAAAAAGAUCGAGAGGCACUACCGUGUUACCGAGAGAAAAGUCGAUGGGAUCUGGGUGUACGACAUGACACAAAACUCACAGCACCCAGCGCGAGACCCCUCCCCGGCGCAUUGUCACCGACGAAUCUUGUACUUCGCUGGCGGGAGCUGGCAGAUGCCUCCGAGCAAGGCUCACUGGGCUUUCUGCGCCGAGUUGGUCCGCCGGAUGGAGGGCACCAAGGUCACGGUCAUUUCUUGCCCGCUGGCGCCGGAGCAUCCAGUCUCGAUCGCCUUCCCCCACAUUGAAAGGGUCUACAAACAACUCAUGACGGAGUCGACAAAGGCCGGCGAGAAGGUGGUCGUUGCGGGCGAUAGCUCUGGGGGGAACCUUGCAUUGAGCCUCGUCGCCUGGACGCUCAAGACACAGGGAAACGAGGAUUACAACGCGCCCGUGGCGGUCCUGGCGAUCUGUCCGACUACAGAUCUUCGUCACGACCACCCAGAGAUUCAACAGGCUGAGAAGCUGGAUCCCCUUCACACACUCGAGUCUGUGAGAUCGACUGCAAAAGCUUGGUGCCCUGAGCUCCGAAACUUGAGUUCUGACGAAAAGGGGGCCACAGACUGGACUUUCAAUGACCCAAGAGUCUCCCCCAUUCAAGCAGACCUCGGUCUAUUUGGCCAGUAUAAUGUUAGCGUGCAUGGGGUGAUUGGGUCCCGCGACGUUUUGGCUCCAGAGGCCGUCGCGUUCCGGGAUAAAUACGGCCUCAGGGAGGGAAGGGAGGGUAUGGAUUGGAUCAUCAGCGUUCUCAGGAAGCACUGA